CGCUGGCAGAGGCGUACGAAUUCUACAAUCUCUAUUCCUGGGUUGACAAAUACAAGCUUCACAACAACACUUUCCUCAUACAAAUUUUCGAGGUUCGUCACAAGUGGGCGAAGCCUUAUUUUAGUGGCAAGUUAUGUGCGAAGCAAACCAGUACGCAAAGAAGCGAGAGUGCAAACCAUUUGUUGAAAGGCUACAUCCCGCCUGCAUGCCCCAUGAACCUUUUUGUGAAGCAAUAUAGCAAAUUGCAGUUCGACUGAAGCUGAAGAAGGAUUCCAAGAGAAGAGAACGAGGCUGGGCGGGGUAGUUCUCCGAUACAAUUACCCUUUGGAGGAGCAUGCAAGUAAAGUCUAUACCCGGACAAUGUACGAGAUGUUUGGCCAGGCUUUGUAUCGCUCUGGUAGGUAUGAUGUUGAGGAAGUUGAGCGGGGCAUCACCUACCACGUGCGACAUGUUGAAGCUGAGAAGCGAGAGAAGUGGUGCCGUGAAAUGCAUGUGGUCAGUGUCCAUGAUGGCUGUGCUAGGUACACAUGCGAAUGUGGGCUCUUCGAGCACAUGGGGAUGCUUUGUUGCCAUGCUAUCAAGGUUUUAAUUCAUUUGGGAGUGAGAAAAAUACCCAGAUUCCAUGUCAUGAAAAGGUGGACAGUAGAUGCCCGCGACAAUUCGCCACUUCACCUUCUCCAUUACCAAAAGGAUCAAGGGCCUCCGCGGUUAUCCUCCUACAGGCAUACAGCACUACACCUGACCGUGCUCGAGUUUGUCCAGCUUGGUGAUAGCAAUGUUGAUGCCUUUGAUAGAGCAAUGGACAUCUUGAUUGCAGGCAAGGCAGAGCUGACUGUUUUGGCGGCGGUCAAGGAUGGCAAAAGUUUGGUGGACCAAACUCAAAUUGGGGAAUCAGCCAAUCCCACUCAAAGGAUGGGCACAAAUUCUUCGCACCCAGACGACAUGUGUUCUCAGAUGUUCAUCUCCACUGAGUGUGGGCUUAGUUCAGUUUCUGGUGAAGCUGGCUCCAGUAUGUCACUGUUGACGUUGCUGCCGUCUGAUAGGAAGAAGCAGAAGGGUAGGCCAACCACAGCGAGGGACAAACCUGGAUAUGAGGUCAAGGACGCGCGAUCGAGGUUUUGUACGGUUUGUAGGGAGAAAGGGCACCCCGCAGGGGUGAUCUUCCGAAGAAACCUCGCAAAAUCCCUACCUGCGGCAAUUGCGGUGUAG
Molecule: messenger RNA, 1209 nt
Organism: Triticum dicoccoides
Lineage: Eukaryota; Viridiplantae; Streptophyta; Magnoliopsida; Poales; Poaceae
Exons: 3
Coding region: 361-1209 (282 amino acids)
Molecular function (GO): zinc ion binding
Source: RefSeq, a predicted model, not a curated record